Molecule: messenger RNA, 1606 nt
Organism: Olea europaea var. sylvestris
Lineage: Eukaryota; Viridiplantae; Streptophyta; Magnoliopsida; Lamiales; Oleaceae
Exons: 9
Coding region: 251-1477 (408 amino acids)
Source: RefSeq, a predicted model, not a curated record
UCAUAAUUGCAAACUGACGGCGAUGGCCGAAAAUUCACAGUUGUACUUGUAUCCUGUCAAAAACUUUGCCGGCGCCGCUCAUAAUUGCAAACUGACGGCGCUGGCUGAAAAUUCUUUUUCUAGUGAGUGCUCAAACCCUCUACAAGGGACGGAGCUCUUUUUACUGUUCAGUAAUCAAUACAAGCCCAUGGAAUACUUUGGAUCCCCUUCUUUCUCGGCUAAUUGAAAAUAAUUUGUAGGUUGAAUACAAAUGGGUUCAGAGAUUGAAAUAACUGAGCAGAGAGUUAAAUCGUAUAUUGUUCAGCUCCAAACAGAAUGUGGGAUUCUUGGAAGAAUUAUAUACAAAAACAAGAACCAGCAUCGAAGAUGUUCUUACUUUCAAUAUCUUCUAAAGGUUAGCAUGGAUUUGAGACUUUUGAAAUCAGCAAAUAUGGAGGAGAUUUUGAGUGCCUGUUUUCUCAUAAUAAUUGGGAAUAGACCUAAGCAAAAGGUGCAGCUUUUGGAAAGUUUGAAGAGGACAAGGUGCGAUAGUGGCAAGUAUAAUGUUCUGGAUCGGCUUUUAGGAGUUGCACGCCUAUUGUCGCAGAUGGUGGAGCCCGUGGUGGAGGCUGCUAUGGAGAUAUCCAAGCUGCUUGCUCGAUCAUUUUUCAUGGGAUUUUCCGUAACGAUCUUUGCUGUGCUUGCACGCCUUCGAGCAUUGGUUCAACAAGUUCUUCUGGAUGCUGUUUAUGUAUUCAAUACUGUCUCUUCUAUUUCUCAAAAGGAACAAACUAUAAAACUAAAUCAAAAAGGAUUCGAGGUUUUCAGAGAAUAUUAUCCAACCAAAAAGCAAGCUACUACGUUUCUAGAAUGUGUUUGGCAGACAGACAAGUAUGUCUUAGUUGAGAGGAUGAAUACAAGUGAAAGUAAAAGCCAGGAAAAGGAUGUCGGAGAAGAUGUCUUUUUAAGGUCCUCCAAAAUAAUAUAUAAAAACAUUGAGGUUUUACUUGGAGUUAGAAUGGAUGCUGCGCAUAUUUUGGAAGAAGGCCCGACUAAUGCUCAAGAAAUGAAUACUAGUUCUGUAAAAGGUGACGAAAAGCAGGGCAAAGUUGCCUCCGGUACUCUAGCCCCGUCAAGUGUGAAUACGGUUCCUUCGGAAGAACCCUCUACAUCUGUUGAAAUAGACAGUAAUAUUUUAUCACUGGUGAAAGUUGGCAAGAUUAACCAUGAAAUGCAGGUUGAAAGUGAUUCCCAUGACAAAUUUUAUUGUUCAGAAGCUGCAUUAUCCACAUGUUCGACUGCAUCUCCGAGUUCAUGUCCUGUAAAAUUUAAAAGUUCAUCGAAGAAGGUGGCGUUUGUAUCCAUCAAACAGCCAGUACCAUCAACGUCUGACCAAUCGGGUUCCCAUAUAAAAAGAAUAAAGAAGAAUGACACAGAUGAGGAAGAUUCAUUUUUCAAUCUACUUGCUGCUGGAAAUCAGAAUAAAAGUCUCUUCUAGUAUUCACCCAAGAAUUUUGUUUUUCUUUUUAUCAUUUGCUUUGUAAAGAUGUACUCUUUAAUUCCAACAUUAGCAUGCGGAAAUAUUGAAAUGAUAUUUAAAUAUGUAUACUUGAGUAAUUUCUAAUUA